UUUCCAUAAGCUCCUGUUAUUUAAAGGAAAAUGCUGGCAUCUAGAUUGAAAGUUAUGUUCUGCCUUCUGCGCAGGCCCCUGCCUAGAUUCCUGCCUGCCUGUGCCAUGUCUGUGUCUCUGCAGGUCACCCCAGGGCACUGCCUGUAUGAUGAGCCCCUACGGGUGGCUGCUUCUGGCAUAGGACCUGGGCAGGAAGUGACCCUCCAGGCAACAGUGACUGAUGAAGGUGGGGAAACCUUCACUUCUUUAAGUCGUUACCGGGCAGGGAGUGGCGGGGAGUUGGAUCUGUCACAGUGCCCGGCUUUGGAGGGUGGCAGUUUUACUGGGGUAGAGCCUGAGGGACCCCUGUGGGCCCUACAACCGCAGAGCCCAUUCAGGAGGUUUCUCCGGAAGGACGUACAGAGCCCAAUACAGCUCCAGCUUUCUCUGUACCAGGGCCAUGAACCUCUUGGGCCACUACUGGCCACUGCCACCCAGGAGAGGGGAUUCAUUGGAGAAGGAGUGAGUCGGAUACCGGUGCGGGAGGGCAAGGUCCGGGGCAGCCUCUUCUUGCCACCAGGAGAGGGACCAUUUCCUGGUGUUAUUGAAUUACAAGGAACUGGAGGAGGCCUGCUGGAAUACAAGGCUAGCCUUCUGGCUGGUAAAGGAUUUGCCACACUUGCUUUGGCUUACUAUGGCUAUGAAGAUCUUCCCAAGCAAAUGAAAGAUUUUCAUUUAGAAUACUUUGAAGAAGCUGUGAAUUUCAUGUUGAAAAAUCCAAAGGUUAAAGGUCCAGGGAUAGGACUUCUGGGCCAUUCUAAAGGUGGAGAUCUUGUCCUCUCUAUGGCUACUUUCCUAAAGGGCAUAACAGCCACAGCUGUUGUUAAUGGUUCCCUUGCAAAUGUGGGAGCUGAUUUACAUUACAAAGAUAUCAUGCUCCCUGCUAUUGGCUUUGAAGCGAAUAGAAUUACAUUUCCCCAGCCUGGAGUGGCAGAUAUCAGCAAUGUUCUGAACAAUCCUCUCGAAGAACCUAACCGUGCAAGCCUAAUUCCCGUGGGCAGGGCAAACAGCAAGUUCCUCUUUAUUGUGGGGCAAGAGGACAAGAACUUUAAAAGUGAUUUUUAUGCCAAAAUUGCUUGUGACCUAUUGACAGAGCAAGGGAAAGAAAAGCCACAAGUUGUAUGUUACCCUGGAGCUGGUCACUACAUUGAGCCACCUAAUUUUCCACUAUGCAAGGCCUCUAUGCAUAGACUGGUGGGUCUUCCAGUGAUCUGGGGAGGAGAAAUGAAAGCCCAUGCCAUGGCACAAGUUGAUUCUUGGCACCGGAUUCAGGCCUUUCUCCAUGAGCACCUAGAUACACAAGAUAACAUACCCAGCAAGCUGUAACCAAGUAACAUUUGGAUAUCCCAGUUCAUACCCUGAGACUGACAGCCUACUUUUCUGCUCUAGAAAACUACCAUUGGAAAAGGUUGUCUAGUAUGCAAAGGGCAAGCCCCAGACCAGUUUUUGUUGUAUCCGUUCUAUGCAAACCUAUGUCCCCACCUUGAUAUUUUCUUGUGUCAUACUGAUAUAUAUUGAAAUGGUUUAAAUAAAUAUUAAAUAAA
Xenopus tropicalis (tropical clawed frog) is the source of this 1583-nucleotide messenger RNA. It is a transcript of the gene acot2, whose product is annotated as acyl-CoA thioesterase 2. The record is from RefSeq and is marked provisional. Gene Ontology annotation, biological process: acyl-CoA metabolic process. Gene Ontology annotation, molecular function: thiolester hydrolase activity. Lineage: Eukaryota; Metazoa; Chordata; Amphibia; Anura; Pipidae.